Messenger RNA from Rangifer tarandus platyrhynchus (Svalbard reindeer), 978 nucleotides. NCBI's taxonomy places the organism in Eukaryota, Metazoa, Chordata, Mammalia, Artiodactyla, Cervidae. The record is from the annotation of a GenBank genome assembly.
AUGUGCCCAGUGGAAAUGCGUGAUUCUGUCCACCAGAAGGCGUGGGGGAACGUGUCCACAGCAGCCGUCUUCAUGGUCACCCACUCCGGAAACAACUCGCAAGUCCAGCGGCAGCAGAAGGGGAAACGCACUGUGAUGUGUCCACACAGUGAGACAUUACACGGCAAGAAGAAAGGAACAAUGUAUGGGCAGUAUAACCGCAGAGUUGCCUCCCGGGCUGUGCCCUCAAAGGAUAGUCUCAAGUCUGAUGAAGAAGCCGACAGCGCGAAGGAGCCUCAGAAUGAAUUCUCUGAAGUCCAAGGUCCCCCUGGCACCCAGGAGUCAGGGGGAGGCCGCGCCCGCCGAGCACAGGUGGUGAGGUCACAGAAGGUGCGUGAGGAGGCCGCGGUCCUCAUGGCGCUGGUGCCCGCGUGCAGCAUGGGUGAUGGCAGAGGGUUCGCCUUCCCAGAGCAGAUCAUCUCCUCGUGGGCCCAGGAGGGCGUUCACAAUGGCAGGGAGGUCCUGCAGGUGGCGGCCGGUCUUGCAGCUGCUCCAGCAGAGCCCCGCCGGGGGCAGUUCAUGAGGCUGCCGCCGCCCCACAACACUGCAACUCGCCUGUCUGUCAGAUGCCUGGAACAGGGCUACCGGGGGAGGGUGAUCCUCCUGUGGUCCGAGGUGGAGGUGGAACGCUCGAAGUUCUGGGAGCGGGCCAAGCGGCAGAGGGCCAGGCUGGAGGAAGACCUGCGGCACCUGCAGGCAGAGGAGACCAGCCUCUGCAAGAAGCUGACCCUGACCCUGAAGCCACAGAGAGAGCCCGUUGCUCAGCCGAAGCGGACGUGUCCUGUCUUCUCCAGGAGAGUGCAGCCCUCCUCUGCAGCCGUGUGGGCUGCAGGAUGGGGCCGCGCCUGCCUUCUGAUUGUUUCCUGUGUCUGCGGACACCACCUUCCAGGUUUUCCAGUGAUCACGUUAAAAAAGAAUCGAGUUGGAAAAGCUUUCUGA